AUGAGAGUUUCUUUACGAUUAAAUUAUGGCCUCGGUGCCAGAUCCUCGAUCUACACAUUCAUUUCUCAAAGUAUAAAUCCUCCUUCAACACGAUGCUUCUCCUCUACUCAAAUCAACAAUAACCUCUCCCCAUUCACACGCCGCCUCUACAAACUCCCCUCCGCACCCUCCGCACCCUCCUCACAACAUGACAACCUCCCCCAAUUCCUCUCCUACGCCUCCAGAAUCUCCCUUCCAGAAUCAAGUACUGUCUACAUAGGCACGCACUACGAGUACACAGUUCUACAAAGUCUACGUCGCUAUGCACUAGCUCUCCACCGGAUUGGCGGCCGCGACGAUGCAGGCAUCGAUCUCGCAGGGACCUGGCACCUACCCGAACACGUGGACUCGCGUGCACUCCGCGUAUUAGUGCAGUGCAAGGCAUUCAAGACGAAACUAGGACCGAACCUUGUUCGAGAGCUUGAAGGUGCCUUGCGACAAGCACCGGUGGGUUGGCGCACGGGCCAGACAGUGGGGGUUUUGGUUAGUCCGCGCGAGGCAACGAAGGGAGUACGGGAUGCGUUGGCUAGGAGUUCCUUCCCGCUUUUCUGGAUGAUGAUUGAGCGGGAUGGAGUGCUUAGACAGGCGCUUUGGAACUCUAAGGCGGAGGAGAUGGGGUUGGGAGCUUUGGGAGUUGAGAUGCGGUAUGCGGAGGUGGAUGGAUCUACUGAGUCUUCGGAGCUUAAGAAGAAGGUUGAACUUACGUGGGAUGGGUCCGAUAUUCCGGACAUGGAGUCUGUUGAGCUUCGUUUGGAGAGGGAGGAAGAGCGCUGGGUUAAAUCUUGGGUAAAGGACUUGGAGGUUGAUAAGAAUGUGUUGUUGGAUACGAUUGAAAGGGUCUUUCCUGGUGGCUGUCCAGAAACAGAUCCGGAUGGAACUGUGGCGGAAGUGCAUCAGCUGAAGGUGAUUGAGGCUUUGAAGCGUGUAUAA
Messenger RNA from Penicillium malachiteum, 969 nucleotides. RefSeq lists its product as uncharacterized. The transcript has a single exon. Gene Ontology annotation, cellular component: mitochondrion. Gene Ontology annotation, molecular function: nucleic acid binding. The record is from RefSeq and is a predicted model, not a curated record. NCBI's taxonomy places the organism in Eukaryota, Fungi, Ascomycota, Eurotiomycetes, Eurotiales, Aspergillaceae. The coding region runs from base 1 to 969 and encodes 322 amino acids.